Sorghum bicolor (sorghum) is the source of this 1066-nucleotide messenger RNA. Its product is annotated as probable E3 ubiquitin-protein ligase RHA1A. The record is from RefSeq and is a predicted model, not a curated record. Gene Ontology annotation, biological process: protein ubiquitination. Gene Ontology annotation, molecular function: ubiquitin protein ligase activity. Lineage: Eukaryota; Viridiplantae; Streptophyta; Magnoliopsida; Poales; Poaceae. The coding region runs from base 117 to 596 and encodes 159 amino acids. The transcript has a single exon.
CUCGUCCCUAUAUAUCCACACGGACGGACCCCGCGCCUCUCUGUGCCCUCCGAAACCGAAACCCGAGCCAAAGCCAAAACUACACAGACGCGCAUGCACGCGGCGCCGGUCAGAUCAUGACCUUCCCGCUGGUCUGCUACUGCAACGCGGUGCCGCGCCCCGUGGCCGCGCUGUUCAAGCUCCUCCACGCCGUGGCGCUGGUGUUCGUGCUGGUGCUCUGCUUCCUCGGCCUCUACGAGUUCCCCUACGACCCCGAGGACCACGCGCCGGUCAUCAACGGCCCGCCCCGCCGCCCGCGUGGGGACGCCCCGAGGCCGGAGGCGGUGAAGCAGCGCCUCCCGCUCGUCGAGUUCCUGGAGCUGUCGUCGUCAUCGUCGUCGUCGGGGGCGGCGGAGCCGACGUGCCGGGUGUGCCUGGAGAGGCUGGAGGCGACGGACGAGGUGCGGCGGCUGGGCAACUGCACCCACGCGUUCCACACGCGCUGCAUCGACCGCUGGAUCGACCUGGGCGAGGUGACGUGCCCGCUGUGCCGCUCCCACCUGCUGCCGCGUCGACGCGCCGGCAUACUUGGCAUGGGCAUGGCACGCCUCGGCUAGUCGUCCGUCCGUGUUCGUCCCUGAUUCAUUCUCUUGCCACGUAAGAUACGUGCCCGCGUGGUUGGCUUCAGGCCGCGCGGCCGGUACGCGUACAGAUGCCACUGGUGCCGGAUAGGGGCGGACCAACCGCGAACUGAUUGCGCGCGAUUAGGACGACGAUCGACUAACCACCACCCUGAUGUUGUUGUGUCGAUGGAUGGGCGCAAGACAAAUUAACUGGAGGUUGGCAUAAAGCAUACUUGACGCGAUAUAUUAUUGUGUGCCGGCGUUGGACGGGCAACGCUCUUGUAUUAUUAUAUAUCAGAAGAAAAUCAAGUUACAAACUGUUUUGGCUUCGGGGCGCAACCGUGCAAAUGAUGUCCACGCCGGCCAGUAAUUUGGUGCCUGCUCUGGUGUGUGGAGCGUUCAGCUUCAGAGUAUUGUUUAAAUCAUUAUUUGGAAAAUCAUUCAAAUAAAAAUCAUUUUUAAUA